AUGAAAUUUUUAGUGGUGCUUCAGUGUGUUGUGGCAGUGGCCCUUGCCCGGCCGCAAGGAUACUCCUAUGGACUACCCAAGUUUUCCGGUGAUGCUAGUUUAGUCGGAACCGGAUCAGGCGGCAAUUUCGCCGCUCUCGGUGGCACAGGAAGUGCCACUUCAUUCUCGACGGGUCCGCAAUUCGGUCAGUACCAGAGAGACUACCACAGGGACUACACUAAUUACGCCCCUGAAGUGCAGAAGCACAUUUACGUGCACGUCCCACCGCCAGAGCAUGAAGUUCUGCCAGCACCACGAGUGGUCACUUACGAUCGCCCACAGAAGCACUACAAGAUCAUCUUCAUCAAGGCUCCGUCUCCACCCGCGUACCAGCCGCCAGUGCUGCCACAGCCUCUCCAGGAUGAGGAGAAGACAGUCGUGUACGUGCUGGUGAAGAAGCCGGAAGAACAGCCCGACAUCGUGGUGCCAACGCCGCCACCAACAGUGCCAUCCAAGCCCGAAGUGUAUUUCAUCAAGUACAACACCCACAAGACCGGAUCUGAUGUACGAUCCCAGAGCAUUGCCGCUCCAUCUGCACCCAGCCUAAACACCCACGCCAGUGGCUCUGGCUCAGCUUCCUCAUUCGGUGGCCUGCAACAAUCCAGCGGAGGAAGCCAGCAGGCUACCUCCAAUCUCGGAGGAGCCACCACAGGAGCAGCUCAAGUCGUGCGACCCCACACCCAAUACGGAGUGCCAUUCUAACGCUCUUUAAUUAGUUAAUAUAAGGA
Molecule: messenger RNA, 767 nt
Organism: Phlebotomus argentipes
Lineage: Eukaryota; Metazoa; Arthropoda; Insecta; Diptera; Psychodidae
Exons: 2
Coding region: 1-741 (246 amino acids)
Source: RefSeq, a predicted model, not a curated record